Messenger RNA from Propithecus coquereli (Coquerel's sifaka), 1031 nucleotides. It is a transcript of the gene POU2AF1, whose product is annotated as POU class 2 associating factor 1. Gene Ontology annotation, biological process: positive regulation of transcription by RNA polymerase II. The transcript has 5 exons. Gene Ontology annotation, molecular function: DNA binding; transcription coactivator activity; POU domain binding. Gene Ontology annotation, cellular component: RNA polymerase II transcription regulator complex. The record is from RefSeq and is a predicted model, not a curated record. NCBI's taxonomy places the organism in Eukaryota, Metazoa, Chordata, Mammalia, Primates, Indriidae. Bases 92 to 862 code for a protein of 256 amino acids.
UGGCUCCACUGGAGGAAAGCACACCCCACCUCACGUUAAAGAAGCCAAACUGUCUGCUUCAAAGAGAAAAGGCAACAUCCUGUCACAGGCCAUGCUCUGGCAAAAACCUGCAGCUGCAGAGCAAGCCUCGGCCCCGCCACGGCCGUACCAGGGCGUCCGCGUGAAGGAGCCGGUGAAGGAACUGCUGAGGAGGAAGAGAGGCCAUGCCAGCAGCGGCGCGGCAGUGGCACCUACCGCGGUGGUGCUGCCCCAUCAGCCCCUGGCGACCUACACCGCAGUGGGUCCUUCCUGCCUGGACAUGGAGGUCUCUGCUUCCGCAGUGACGGAGGAGGGUGCCCUGUGUGCCGGCUGGCUCUCCCAGCCCGCCCCGGCCACCCUCCAGCCCCUGGCUCCAUGGACACCCUACACCGAGUAUGUGUCCCAUGAAGCUGUCAGCUGCCCCUACUCAGCUGACAUGUAUGUGCAGCCCGUGUGCCCCAGCUACACGGUCGUGGGGCCCUCCUCGGUGCUGACGUACGCCUCCCCACCACUCAUCACCAAUGUCACGACAAGGAGCUCCGGCACGCCCACGGUGGGGCCCCCGCUGGAGGGCCCGGAGCACCAGGGCCCCCUCACCUAUUUCCCGUGGCCUCAGCCCCUUUCCACGCUGCCCACCUCCACCCUGCAGUACCAGCCUCCGGCCCCAGCCAUGCCUGGGCCCCAGUUCGUCCAGCUCCCCAUCUCCAUCCCCGAGCCAGUCCUUCAGGACAUGGAAGACCCCAGGAGAGCCGUCGGUUCCCUGACCAUCGACAAGCUGCUUUUGGAGGAAGAGGAUAGCGAUGCCUAUGCGCUCAACCACACUCUCUCCGUGGAAGGCUUUUAGGGCUGGCUCCACCUGACAGUCCUGUUCCCUGAAACUGGGAUUUAAAAAUGAGCCUGGAAUUGAGCCCCAGGUUCACAUCUGUAUGGAGUAGCCAUUUCAUAACUACAUCUUCUACCCCAAACUAGAAUUGUAGACCUUCCUUCCUUCCUUCUCCCCUUCCCUCCCUCCC